Cyphellophora attinorum is the source of this 420-nucleotide messenger RNA. RefSeq lists its product as uncharacterized. Lineage: Eukaryota; Fungi; Ascomycota; Eurotiomycetes; Chaetothyriales; Cyphellophoraceae. The transcript has 2 exons. Bases 1 to 420 code for a protein of 139 amino acids. The record is from RefSeq and is a predicted model, not a curated record.
AUGCAAGACAACACACUCAAAUUCCACUGCCAGGACUGCGACAUCACUGCCUAUGUAGACUUCACGAACCUGGCCGAGGACAAGUUCCAUUCGGAUCGAAGGUUUACCUGGUGGCACCGAAAGAAGGGACCAAACUCCAAGAGAGGAACUUGCAAACGCUGUCACGAGACUCAUCUGGAAUUCAACGAUUUCGACUCGAAGACCAGAGACCUCCUGCGUGUUAUACGCGACAAAAAGGACGAGAGCUAUGGAGCGUUAAAGAAAUUGUUGAAGAAAGUCGCUCCUGUCGUCCUAGACUUCGAACGCAACAAAUCUCCUGGCGUCAACGAGCACUACUCCGACGGACCCAAGAAAACUCGUGGCGCGAAGCGCGGUAAGUCUGGUCCGCAGCGGGGUAGCGACGCGAAGAAGGGCAUAUAG